Molecule: messenger RNA, 5830 nt
Organism: Paramormyrops kingsleyae
Lineage: Eukaryota; Metazoa; Chordata; Actinopteri; Osteoglossiformes; Mormyridae
Gene: dusp10
Product: dual specificity phosphatase 10
Biological process (GO): peptidyl-tyrosine dephosphorylation; negative regulation of JUN kinase activity
Cellular component (GO): cytosol; cytoplasm
Molecular function (GO): MAP kinase tyrosine/serine/threonine phosphatase activity; MAP kinase tyrosine phosphatase activity; protein tyrosine/threonine phosphatase activity
Source: RefSeq, a predicted model, not a curated record
CCCCCGUAGAAAGCGCACAUUACAGCCGGCAGACUCCACCCCCACCGCCCAGGGGCCGCCGCUGCUCCGCCCGUGUUUCGCGUAUUUAACAUGAGCCUGAGCCUCCAUUGGAGGUGAGAAAUGAUGCGAGUCCACCACAAUGGGACGGGCUGAAGACACAUAGAAAUUAACAUUAAAACCCGAUGACAGCGGCCGGCAGGGGAUACGACUGACACAAAAAUCCCGGAUUCCUGAGUUCUCGCUUGUCGCCAGUCUUCAGCUUCCCCAUGCCUCCAUCUCCCCUUGACGACAGAAUUGUGGUGCCCCUCCCAAGGCCUGUCCGUCCUCAGGAACUCAAACUCUGCCCGGACACCAGUUACCUGGAUCCCAUCUCUGUCUCCGGCCAGAUCGCCAUCGGCACAGCUGUGGUGAAGAUCCGGGCUGCCAAUCUGACUUAUAUGCCCUCAUCCAACGGCUCAUCGCGAUCGUUGUCUUGCGGAUGCAGCAGCGCCAGCUGUUGCACGGUGACCACCUACGAGAAGGACAGCCAAAGCCAGAGCCAGAUCAGUGUCAGCAGUCCCAACUUGAGCUCGGGGGUCCCCUUCGCCGGCACUCCUGGCCCCAUGGUCAACAAUAAUGAGGCGGCAAGCUCUCCAGCCUCGGUUGGCAUUCUCGGGCCCGGCACCAGCGCCACCCGUGUCAUCCACCCCAACGAGCUGGCCAAGAAGAUGACCCGCUGUCCCAAAGGCCACCAAAUCGGCCCAGUGCCGGUCAUCAUCGACUGCCGUCCGUUUACGGAGUAUAAUAAAAGCCACAUCCAGGGGGCGCUGCACAUCAGCUGUUCCGACAAGAUCAGCCGCCGGAGGCUGCAGCAGGGCAAGAUCACUGUUUUGGACUUGAUCUCCUGCCGGGAAGGCAAGGACUCCUAUAAGGGCAUCUUCUCCAAAGAGAUAGUUGUUUACGAUGAUAGCACUAGCGACCCCAGCAGACUGAUGCCAUCGCAGCCCCUCAAUGUCGUCCUGGAGUCACUCAGGAGAGAAGGGAAGGACCCCCUGGUUUUGAAAGGAGGCCUGAGCAGCUUCCGGCAAAGUCAUGAGAACCUUUGUGAGAACUUCCUGCAGCUGGAUGAGGGGCUGGAUUCGGGCGGGGCCACUGCCCUGCCCCCCUCCCUGCCCGCUACGCCCGACAUGGAGAACGCCGAGCUGACCGCCAUCCUCCCCUUCCUGUACCUGGGGAAUGAGCACGAUGCUCAGGAUCUGGAGCUCAUGCAGAGGCUGAACGUCGGUUUCGUGCUCAACGUCACCACGCACCUGCCCCUCUACCACUACGAGCAGGGCCUGUUGAAGUACAAGCGCCUCCCCGCCACAGACAGCAACAAGCAGAACCUCAGGCAGUACUUUGAGGAGGCGUUUGAGUUCAUCGAAGAGGCUCACCAAGCCGGACGGGGCGUCCUCAUUCACUGUCAGGCCGGCGUCUCACGAUCGGCCACCAUCGUCAUCGCCUACUUAAUGAAGCACACUUGGAUGACCAUGACGGACGCCUACAAGUUUGUCAAAACGAGAAGGCCGAUUAUAUCUCCAAACCUCAACUUUAUGGGACAGCUGCUGGAGUUUGAGGAGGACCUCAACAACGGCAUCACCCCACGGAUCCUGACACCAAAGCUCAUCGGGGUGGAGACCAUCGUCUGAAAAGAGCUUUUAAGGAUGACAUGGGUCCUUUUGUGAUUGGCUAUGAAGGUGAACACGUUUGCUGAGCUUCCUCAGAGCUUCCGGUACAACUUGAGCUGGGAGAGAUCUGGAUCUGAGGUCUCGAGAAGACUGGGACUUGGUCCAGAGGCCUGGAGUGCUGUGGCCCUGAUCCCGAGGCGUGUUGUGCGUACAGGAGCACGCCGAAGCAGACGUGACCAAGCAGGACCGGAGUGUGUCCUCCUCUCUGCAGUGGGAGAGCUUCCCGUCUCCUAGUGGCAUUGGGACAACUGGUUCGGUCUCCACCAAGAGGGCAAGCGUGCCCCCCGCCAAAAAAGCGAAUGCAUUACUUGGUGUGUUAAUGUCCUCAAGCUAUUUUUAUAUGGGAAUUGAAACGCGGGGUUAGGGGGCAGUGAGCAGACUAAGUCCUCUGUGGCUUCACUGUGCAAUAAUUUCUGUGUGGAAUGCGACAGGAGCUGGACCUGUGUAUAUAGAGUGCUCAUUAAACGCAUCCAGCUCACAAGUGAUUAAACAAAGUUUUGUUAUUGUUUUCAGUUUGGCUUCAGAUACUGGGGCUUGUGCCGAAUUUCGUGGCACAGGAGUAUGACAGGAAGACAAAGAGAUGUUACUUAAUUUCUUGGCACUUCAUAGCAGUCUACGACUUCAUCUGAACACUCCACAUGAAGAAGUUGAACCCAUUCUCGAUAAGCUGUGUGUCUCAGUAGCAUAGUGCUAGUCCCAUAACAGGCGUUCCCCAGAUAUUCACUGUAGGGGAAUUCCCUUGUUUUCCAGAUGUAAAGUUCAUAUGCAUGUCAGUACCGGGUCGAGAGACAGAGGUGUGUAGAGAGCAGUGCUGGGCCAGGCUUUAGUCUUGUACAGUGUGUUAGGAGAUCACACACCUCAGAAUAGUCCUAUUCUCUGCUUGUUUUGCCAUUCAUGGCUGCUUUUCCUCUGGUUUAUCCUUGUGCCUCUUAUGACAGAUGUUCAACACCCUAUUUUUAAAAUGCUUCGGUUUUAACGUGCAUAUAAUAUAUAUAUUUUUUACAAAUACAACAAAUUAUGAUCCUGGAUGCAGACACCCACAGCUGUGAUGUAACCUUCAGCGUUUGGGCUCUCGGGUAGGGGUGGGGAAUCCGGGCCAUCCUACCCCGUCUUUGAAGGCAUUGGGUGACUCUACGAGGCUGUGUCCGACUUCCCAGCAGCCCGCACUCUCGCCGCUCCCUGGUAGUUGCCUUAAUUUAUACCGUACCUCCUCACCCAGCCUAAAAAUGGCAGGAACUAAGAACCCCAGUUUGACACGUCUUCCCAAAAACGUUUGCUGCAACUUCUUAAAACAACUUCACGGAUUUGCAUAAAUAGAGAACAACAGUAGCUAUGGGCGACUACAGGUGACCGCACAAGGUCAAGAGGCGUCUCCAGGGUUUUCAUGUACAAUCUGCCUCCAAAACAAGAAGGAGAGGUGUAGAUGAUCAUACUACUAAACCGUUGCUGCUGCGAGCCCCGAGACUGCUGUACGCCGCUUUCUGGAGUCUCGGAUUUCCAGGCUUUGUUUUUGGUAGCUAACUGCCUAUUUAGCUUGUCUCAAAGCAUGCCGAUUCCCCUUACCGCCCUGACUCUGCUGGUUAUUUCUGGCCAAGCUCCUGCCGUCUUCCCAUUGGUUGUGAGGGCGCUACAUCACAGCGUGCGCCUCUCGUACCGUCUGUUGUAGCGCUUUGCAUGCUAGCUUCACAGGCUGUUUGGAUUAUGUGUCACGGUCUGGGAAGCCGCCGUGCUGGGGAACGAACAGCUUCUGGUACAUGUAGCAGUCGCAAGGCUCAUUCUGUAAGCUGCCAUUAGGCUACCAAGACCUAAUCUGGUGUAAAAAACACACACACAGUCCCAUUCUCUAUCCUACAAUGCUGAAGUGGGAUGAACAUGACGGAGGCAGGUGUGAGCUCACAGGUGAUGCGUGAGGAAACUAACAGGCGCCAGUGUGGAUAUCAGAGCACAAACCCACUAACCACCGCCAGAGAGAUAACGCAACACCUCUCUGGCAAGCAAGGGCCAAACAUGAAGAAAUGUUGGCGUUCUACACGUUAGCAUUCCCUCGAUCCAUUUAUUUCUUUUUGUUGAAUCCAUUCAGGUUUAUUUUAGCAGAUGCUUUUUUUCCAAAAUGAUGAACAUUUGAGAAAGCAGUGUCAGCCAGUCCCUGGAGCAAUUGGGGAUUAAGGGUCUUACUCAUGAGCCCAACGGUUAGCAGUGGUAGUCCUACACACACGUGAGGAAAAAAUGCAUUGAUGCUAUUUAUUUGCUUGCUCACUAGCUACUGUGACGUCGUUUGACCAUCGUCCUUCUUUCGUAGUCGUAUUUCAUCUUGUUCCUGGUGGAGGAUAAGAGGGCUAGCAGGUCAUCAUCAGCAUCCCCUGGUUUCUCUAUAGAGUCGUCUUCUUUAAAGGAAAACCGGCACACGUUUAGCAUCGAUCACACCCCGACCAACAAGGCAACGUUUGCGAUCACAUCCCACUUACAUAAGGAGUCGACGCCAGAGCACCUGUGCUUUGCAGAAGAGCUAUCAGCCUGCACACACAGUACCUUAGAUAAAAACACAGCUUGUAAUUUCGAAGGAGGCGACCUUGGAGAGACUGUACGAUUGAAUAUUUCUCAGCGGAUUCAGUUUCCAGUCAAGCGUCUUCAUCUAACGAGCAUACAUCUUACAUCCUGUCUCAUUAAAUACACUUUUUCAUGAAUUGAAAUGAGCCUGUAAUUGUAGUCAGUGAGAUGACCUGAAUAUAGGGCUAAUGUAAGCUUGCGUUUGGGAAAUGCUUUAGCUGUAGAUGAUAGGUAUUUUGUCUGCCCAAGAGGUGACCCUCCGGACAUAUUUAACCGCUUUUGCUGUGAGAUCUGGAUACACACUCUGAAUUUUAUGCGCUGUCUGUUUUCGCCGGUUUACAUUUCAUUCGUUGACACAGUAUACUUACACUUCGAAUAACAUCCAAAAAUAAGCAAUUAAGCAAUCCAGUAAAUAUGUGCUGACUAAAAAAGUGUGUCACUGUACACAUGUCUUGGGGCAGAUGUUACAUGUAAUUCAUUUUCGGUCUUUAAUAUCGAUGUUCCUGAUAUUGUGUGUCUGUGGGCAACCAUUCAGAUGUGACAUUUCCGUCAUCCGUGUUCCUUGAAAUAAACGCAAAUUUUACUGUAUCAUUGGCUAAAAUAUAUCUAGCUGUUGCUUGAACUACCACGUAGGUAAAUUUUUCAGUUUUGUGUGCAGAUGGGCGGAGACUGAGAGUGCAUUUGCCAUUUGUGUGCCUAUGUAGGUUUUAAAAAAAAUAUCGUUCGAAUGAUUUGACGGUAGGAAGCAGGGUGGAACCAGCGCUGGGCGUCAUGUGACGCCGGUCAUGUGCUUCUUACCUGCAUGUUGUAUCGUAUCAGUGUUCAUUUCCUGGGAGAUUCCCCAGCGCAGAUAUUUGCUGUGAAAGCUGUUGAAGGUGGCUGCAUUUUAAAAGCUGUUAGACCACGCGCCUAUCACUUGGGAGCGAUGCAGCUGCCCCUGCGGGAGGGCGUGGCCACCGUGCUGCCUUUUCCGUCCCCUUCCAAGGGCCUUCGUGAGCACAAGAGCUUCCUGUAGACAAGUGGGAAAUACUGUGUCACUAUUUCUUGGGUGCGAGGCAUGAACUGCGCAUUACGCAGCGGCAGAGAUCACGGUGCAUCUGGCGACGCAUUAACUGUCACAACGCGGUUUAUGCAGACUCCCCCCAGGGCUUUAACCCUUCAUGCGUCUCCACCGGAAAGCCGGAGAGACCCGUCACUGUGGUAGGGGGUGUUUACCGCUCCGCGUGUGCCAUCCUUAAGGUUCUUGUGAAUGGCUUGUGUUCGUCAUGCACGUGCAGAUACAGUAGGUGUGUGUGCAUAUAUUGUGUUGUUGAGUAUAUUCUGUAUGUCUCCAUGACUUCAUUUCUAUGCAUAAAUCAUUACUAUUUUUGCACUGACUUAUAAAACAGCAGGAUUUAUUUUUUCAUAAAGGGUGCUAUAUUUAAGAUGAGGCCUUCUUCCACAUCUCCUGCAUGACCUGUUCAAUAUUUCCAACUUAUUUAUCCCUUUUCUUAAACUGUCAAAGUUUAAGUAUUGUAAUUUUGUAGUUCCUUACCUUCCUUGUGGAUUUUGAAAUAAAGGGAUUAAAUGAUUCCAGA